CGCCCGGCCGCAGGACACUUUCUUCUUGGGAGAACUUUGCGUUGCGAGGAGGAGGAAAAGCCGGGACGGAAUCGCAGGCAUGGACAUCGCCAUCAGCCACCCCUGGUUGCGCCGCGCCAUGGGCUUCCCCUCCAUGAUGCCCUCGCUCUUCCCGGGGCGGCUCUUCGACCAGCGCUUCGGGGAAGGGCUCCUGGAGAGCGACCUCUUCUCCCCGACCCUCUCGCCUUACUACAUGAUGCGCGCCCCCAGCGUCCACGUCCCGGAGACCGGACUCUCCGAGAUGAAGAUGGACAAAGACAAGUUCUCUGUGUUGCUGGACGUGAAGCAUUUCUCCCCAGAGGAGUUGAACGUGAAGGUGGUGGGUGACUACAUUGAGGUCCAUGCCAAGCACGAGGAACGCCCGGAUGAGCAUGGUUACAUCUCCCGGGAGUUUCACCGCCGCUACAUGAUCCCCAAAGGAGUGGAUCCAGCGGCCAUCACCUCAGCCCUCUCUCCGGACGGUGUGCUGUCCAUCACAGCACCCACUGCCCAAGCGAUUGCCGGCCAGGAGCGGAGCAUCCCCAUUACCCGCCAGGAGAAGCCUGCCGUUGCCGGGAAGUAAUGGUCCUGUGGUUCUUUGCAGUGGCUCAGGCCUAGUUUCCCCUCGCUUGUAGCUUCAAGGGCUGCUCAUCUGGAGCUUUGGAAGAAAUGACAUUUCUGGUUCCGCCAAACCUCUUUCUGGGCGUGGUCUGACAACAGAGACUUUUGCCUUUCAAUGCAAUUUGACAGCAUUUGUAUGGGAUCUUCCAGAAAUAAAUAUUGGGCCUUCUUUUUUUGGUUUACCAGUACCUUUCUGUGCUACUGAACUCACUUCCUUUGUAUGAAUUCAUAUACUGCUAACUUCCAUUACAUGUAUUAGUAUAAAUGUCAUCUGAGGGUUACUUGCUAAUAAACCUGAAGUUACAAUCCU
Anolis carolinensis (green anole) is the source of this 949-nucleotide messenger RNA. RefSeq names its product heat shock protein family B (small) member 6 (gene hspb6). Gene Ontology annotation, molecular function: structural constituent of eye lens. Lineage: Eukaryota; Metazoa; Chordata; Lepidosauria; Squamata; Anolidae. Gene Ontology annotation, biological process: protein refolding; response to heat. The transcript has 3 exons. The coding region runs from base 80 to 601 and encodes 173 amino acids. Gene Ontology annotation, cellular component: nucleus; cytoplasm. The record is from RefSeq and is a predicted model, not a curated record.